Messenger RNA from Dermacentor silvarum, 10725 nucleotides. Its product is annotated as RNA-binding protein Ro60-like. Gene Ontology annotation, molecular function: RNA binding. The coding region runs from base 158 to 1777 and encodes 539 amino acids. Lineage: Eukaryota; Metazoa; Arthropoda; Arachnida; Ixodida; Ixodidae. The record is from RefSeq and is a predicted model, not a curated record. Gene Ontology annotation, cellular component: ribonucleoprotein complex. The transcript has 9 exons.
GCAGCCUCUUAUUUUGUCAUUAUGAUUGGCUGCGAUCCGAAAAUUAAAUGCCGACUCUUUUGUCAGCUGUGCGGCUGUCCUGCGCUAGCCUGGUACCUCUAACACUUGUUGCCGCCUGAGCACCGUCCCGACGCCUGCCAGCAAGGUCUCCUUGGCAAUGGGCAGCAGCCUCAGCGACAGCCUGAUUCGGCUUCGGCGCUUCCUUCGCACGGGCCUUGAGGGCGGCCGCUACCACGCCGGCGGAGUGGGCGGAGCUGGGGCCAAGUUUUCGAGCGAGUCUGCACCGACAGUUCAUGCGAUGGUUGAGGGACCGAUGGCCUACUUGGUGAUAGAGCAGCUGCGCCUCGUUCUGCAAUCCAAUCAGAAUUCUCAUUGGCAGUCAGCAUGCCCGGAGGCCAUAGCAUAUUCGCUGGCACUCUGUGCAGCCUCGGACCAUCGACCGACCAAGGCAGCUGCUUACACGUUUUUCCCGGAGGUGUGCAAGCCCCCUACUCUGCUUUUUGCGGUUACCCGCUAUCUGGAGCAGGUGAGCGAGGGGACGGGCUGGGGCCGCGCCCACCGCCGAGCUGUGGCCCACUGGUACUCGGCUAUAGAGUACAGCAAUGCCCGGGAGCUGGCAGUGCAGACAACGCGUGUAGUGCGGCGCCACCGGUGGACGCACGCCGAUCUGCUGCGGCUUGCACAUGUAAGACCAACCCAGCAGAAGCCAGGUGUCGACGUGCUGCUCCGCUACCUGACGCGCGGCCUUCCAGCAGCCAUCAAGAUGGUGGAAGAGAGGGAAGCAGAAGGAGGCAGCGUGGAGGAUGAGGCUCGGGACGUCCUGGCCUACCUGCAGGCAGUGCACGAGGUGCGGCACACCAAAGAUGAACAGGUGGCGGCCCGCCUCAUGGAAGAGCACCAGCUCGCCCUAGAGCAUGUGCCCUCACACCUGCUCGGCUCCAAGGAGGUGUGGAUGUACCUGGUGCGCCAUAUGCCCCUGCAUGAAUUGGUGGCACAGGUGCCGCGGUUGUCAAGGGCAGGACUGCUGGCACGAGGUCCCCUAGUGGGGGCGCUGCGGGAGCGUCUACAGUCAGCCUGUGAGGUGGACCCCCCUCAGUUGGGACCUCUGGAGACGUAUGCCCUCAAGCGCAACCUGGAGGCUGGACGCCCCAAGCACCACAACCACCACCACCGAUCGUCGUCAUCGCACCAGCUGGAUGAUGUUGUGGCUGCCCUUCAUGAGUAUUCGUACAGGGCAGUGCCACCAAUAGGAAGGCGCUACCUAGUGGCUGUGGAUGUCCGUGGCCCCAUGACCCAUGGGCGCGCCCGUGGUCUUGAUGGGCUGACGCCUGCAGAGGUGUCCGCACUGCUUCUACGAGCACUGGUACGCUCAAGGGACGUGAUCACCGCAGUGGCCUUCUCCGCAAGGGGCCUAACACCACUCGAGUUGGACGGCCAGAUGAGUUUGGCCGACAUCAGCCAACGCUUGCGCGAGACACCCAUGGGCCCGGUGGAUUUGUCGCUUCCGCUGCGGUGGGCCUGUGAGCAAAAGCAGGUAUUUGACCUGGUGGUGGUGUGCACCGACAACCAGACCCAGAGCUGGUCCGUCCAUCCUGCUCAGGCCCUGAAGGAGUACCGGGAGAGCUGCAACUUUCGUGGUAUCAAGUUCGCAGUGUGUGCCAUGUGCAGCCAGGGCUUCUCGCUGGCACCUCCUGACGAUCUGGGCAUGCUGUACAUCGCAGGCUGUGACUUCCGCACCAUUCACCUGAUACAGGAUUUUGCUGCAGGCGUCUUCUGAGCUCCCGUCCUUUCCUUUCCCGUUUCAUCAUAGCUUCGAGUUCAUCUCCUGGAAAAUCUGAACAAGACAGCAGUCCAAGCUUGUUCCCUGUGCCCCUCCGCAGCACUUCCCUUGGCAGGCACUCCUAUGGCCCCGUCAGAAAGGCACGGUUCUGGUGUCGUCUCCUACCUGAACGGCAAGAGCAACUUCUGAUGACAUAGCCGUUCUGUUGCUGACCCAAGCGCAAAAUGGGCACGUAACUUCGUCCUCACAUUUUUUCCUUCCUUCUGUCAUUCCGCAUGGUACGAGUCCUGACAAAUGUUUAUCGAAUGGCGAAAGCACUGAGAUGGUAACAAAAAGCUUGACGAGCAGGCAACACAGCAGUGCGUGCUUGUUGUGCCAUUCUUUAGAAUGUUGUAGACUUCUUAAUUAAUCCCAGUAAGACUGGUUGUUCUCAGGAAAAUGGAGGCUUGGAAGUGAUCGUCAUUGGCUGGAGCAAGUGUUUUGGCAAGGUUACGCGCCUUCAUCAGGCCACAAAACAUAAAUACUGCCAUAAAUGUACAUAAAUGCUGCCAAGAAGACUGCUAACACAUUGCAUUGGAUUUUUUUGGCUUUUCAUUAUGCGAUACCAGUGCUAGGUAACGAGACACGAGACGAGACGUGUCGUAUCACAUUUGUUUUGCGUCCCGUUUCCUAGCUCUGGUAUCGGAUAACUGCCACGAAAAGCAGUUCUUGCCCUCAUGAAGAUAGGUCCCCUUGUCGAAAUGUUUGCUCUAGCUGGCUUUCCUUGUUUUCUUAUUGUUAACCAUUCUCUUCUUCAUGCAUUAGUUGCUCUGAAGGCGUUUACUCAGUUUGGGAAUUGUGUGGAUCGCGAUCACCUUCUCUACUACAAGGCAUGGGAGCCACAAAGCAAACUCUCGGCAUCAGCUCGAUAGAUGUCUUUCAGUAAAAGCAUCAAGAGAAAUACAAAAUGAGGCAAAAAACAAUGAAGAAGGAAGCAUAAGGAGAAAUCAUUGCCAAUCUGAUUGCGAUGAAUACAAGUGAAACAUGUACAUCACUUAAUGUAACCUAGCUUGCGGGUUCCAAGUUUGCAUGUAAGUACAGUACAGACCACUUAUAACGUAACCGCUUAUAGUGCAGGACCGGUUAUAGUGCGGUCUUUUCAGACUCCCGUUAAUUUUCCCAUAGCACUCCAUGUAUACACGUAUCGCUUAUAGUGCAGUUGCGGGAAACAAAAUACCGGUUACAGUGCGGCUGCCUGGGAGUACGGAAGUCAGCGGAGACGGCGGAGACGGCGAACGCUCCCCUCAAACGAGCGCCCCAAGGAGUGCCCGAGGAAGAAAGAGAGACAAAGUGGAGGAGAAGGGCACGUGGUGCGAACGAACAUCCAGUGAGGCUGAAACCAGAAUCUUGAGUGCGAGUCGAGUCAUGAAAUAUCACGGCGUGCAUAGCGAGCGAGGACCACGAAGCGGCCAACCCUCGCUUCACGAUAACGGCAGUAAACGAAACUUCAGCGAGCGAGCGGGCGGCGCCGGCACGGCACGGCGAAGGGCACAUGCGGAGACCGUGGAAUGUGAGGGAGGAGGGGUGUCAGGGAAGCGGAUUUCGCCUCGGCAACUCCACCGCUUCGGUGGCUCCCCUCGCCCUCCCUCGUAGCUCCCUCACUUUCGACUGUCAUCGUGCGCGCCCGCCGCCAUGCAAGCAACGCCGCUACAGACGGCCCAGCGCCAGCUCCCCGAAGUUUCGUUUUCUGCCGUUUUCGGGAAGCGGGCGUUUGCCGGCGUCGGCAGUUUCGGGCAGCGCCGUUGCUUCCCUCUGCACCGUAGCCGCAGCGUGCAAGGUCAACACGCGACUAGAAAGUAGAGAAAGCAUAAAGGAGAAAGCAGGGUUCACUGCCAUUUUCUACGCGUGGCUACGGUAGCGUGGCUGAGACGUCGGCACGUACACGCAUGUUCCGGCGCAACGCAGAAUCGGUGACCUUGCCAUUUGAGAGACGGUGGAAUUUCCGCCGCGUUUUUUUUUCUCUUUUUUUUUGUUUUUGUUUUGUUCGCGCGCGACAUUGAAGGGUCUCUCCUAAGCUUUUACUCUAUGGCGGUGCCGGAGCAAUGCCGGUCGGAGGCGCCGCUGCGUGAUUUGGUUCGAAUUAACGAGAUUCAACUGUAAAUUGAAUGCAACCGGUCUAGCCACAUUCCUCGACUGUCGCAUACGCGUGGCGGCUCGGUGCACAUGUUUUGCAUAUGUGCUGGCCUUGAAAAUUGUUGGUUUGGUUAUAGUGCGGUACCGCUUAUAGUGCGGAUAUUUGCGACUCUGGCAACUUACGUUAUAAGCGGUCUACACUGCAGCUCUUAUUUUUCAGUAGCGUCUACCUGAAACAUGGCCUUGGUGCAGCCACUAUAAAUGCUGACUUUUGUUUGAUGUGUCCUGCCAUGAUCAAAGGAAGAAGACCUGCUUGGUGUUUAAAAUGAGAAAGAGGAGUUUAGAGGAAGUUCCAUAACAGAAAAAAUUUCUAUGCAGCUGAAUGUAGCACUGGCACAAAGGGACCCAUUGAAGAGGGCUUGCUUGACAUACAUGCAAUUGCUUGACAUACACAAAUAUAUUGGUCCAUCUAGUAACACUCUGCAGAACCACGAAUGGUGCUGGAUAACCAGCUGCCUACAAAAUGCUUCACAUAGCAUUUCCACAGCACAUGACAUGUGCAUUUCUUUUUUGUUUCAUUAAAAUUUAUGCCAGUCAUACUACUUUUACUAGAAAUCUAUGCUUGACGUGAAGCGAUUCAAGAAGCGAAAUCUGUAAAUGAAUGCCAGUAAGUUCAAUGAAAAAUGCACUAUGACUGAGCUUGACGCAACCAUGGCUGUUCUGCAGAGUUCUGCUAUAUUUACCCGAAUAGUGACUCUGCAUUAGCAGAAAGUUGUACAUGCACACUCCACCCCUUCCUACCCCUCGACCCAUAAUGAUCUAAGGCAUGUGUGUCGCUACACAAUGGUUCAGUGACAUGCAGUUACUGAAAUUGCAAGUCAUGGAAUCGUUGUGGGAGUGCACUACCUGUGGAAUUGCAAGACCUGGUGAAAUUUUCAAUGUGGUUGCCAUGUGCCAAACUUGCUUGUAGCGCCAGCCUACAUUUAAAAUGACAUUGCACUUUUGAACCGAUACUAGUAAUCGCUCUGCUUGAUAACCCAGAAAAUGAGAUGGCAUCUGCAUUACAAGUUUGUUAUGCUCUUACACGUCUACACAGUAAGUCAGAAUUGUACGCGAGUGUGGCACGAUCACAUUUCACCAGGGUUUGACCCCUUGUAGCCUCACAUAACCAGAACCUUGUUUGCUGUGUAGAAACACAUUAUUACUUUGAAUGACAAAGGCUCUCAUAGAUGGUGAAAUCUUUGUAGAAGCUUUGUGCCUACUUGCAAUUUCACUGGACAUCACGUGGCGUAUGUCCCAUUGGCUGGUACGCGUGCGGACUGCAAUCCAAGCAUCGUGUAAUGAUCUUGUGUGUACUGUCCAGAAAUUGUCACGCUUCCAGUUUGUAUUGUGUUGUUCACAGAACUGCUACACUCGCAAGAAAUGUUUACACCUUUUGGGCUGUAUCUCGUCCCCAAACAAUAAUUGUCAUCUGUCUUGCUUGCGUUUCCUUUCUUGAAAACUCUGCUCUUGCUACUUUCUUAUCAAGAAUGCUAUGUCACGCUGAUAACGCGCAUGUUGUUCAUGACCUGGAAGUACCAGGUGUGCAGUAUUAAAGAAAAGAAAGACAUGCAAGAUAGCUGGCAAUUAUUGCUUGGGGACGAGAUAAACUCCAAAGGGGUGCAAACUUACAGUGUACACUUAAAAAAGUUUGCACCCUUUGGGGCUUAUCUUUUCCCACAACAAUAAUCGUCAUCUGCUUUGCUUGCAUUUUCAUUCUUGAAAACUCUGCGCUUGCUACUUUCCUGUCGGUAAUGGUAUUUCAUGCUGAUGACCCACAUGUCGUUCAUGGCCUGGAAGUACCGAGCAUGCAGGGUUGAAGAAAGGAAAGACACACAAGACAGUGAUGAUUAUUGUUACGGGACAAGAUAGGCCCCAAACGGUGGAAACUUUAAGAGUGUAGCCUCGUGAAUGCCGCAUGAAUAUUUGGUUACCUUUAAUUCCGCGCGUACUGUUCACUUGCUGUUUUUGCUUAUCUUUUGACUCAUUUGAGAGUCUCUUCAUUGUGUGGCUAUUAUCCAUACGCUCCUUUGUUUACUUGCUGGUGUCAGAUUUUUUUUUUUUUUUUUUUUGCAACCCAGGGGAAGAAGAUUUUUGGUAUACCAGGGAUGAACACGGUGUAGACUAAUGCAGCUUACCACUGCUGCCACGUUUUCACGACAUGAGCAGCGCCACCUGUUGCGAUGUCUGCAGAGAAGUGCACUUCACACUGUCAUGCAAUAACCAUGCAGUAUAUCAUGAGCCCUUACGGGUAGUAAUAUUAGUGCGAAAGCAGUCAUAUUCAAACUGACAUGAACGGCGAUGAAGGAUACUAACUCCGAUUCUUUUGGGUGGCCUCUGCGUUUAUUUGUGAGAUGUGACAGCACAGAAAGUGUAGCCUAGUGACAUCUGCAGCAGAUGGCGCUACUCGUGGUUUAUGAUAUGGCAGUGCCCUGUCGUGGUGCUCUGGUGUUCAGAAAGCUAUACAUAUUCAUGUAGUGCAUAAUGUCUCUGUAUUCUUUGCAUGUGUUAUUUAUUAUGGUUUUAGUGCGAUGCAUGCAAUCUUCUGUCGCAUUUUGAUGGGUUUUGCAUCAUAGUGUUUCCUGUUUAUACAUACAUAUAUAUUCUCUCCUCGUGUGUUUGUUAUGGGUGUUGAAUCGAGCCCUUGCCGUGUCAACCAUUAUUUGCACUGGCAAAUGCCCAUAUUAUGAACUUGGCUGAACUGUUUUAGCUGAGUGUUUUUCUGGUUUGUUUAUUGCUGUUUCGAAUGCCAUUUGCUGGAAUGAAUUGGCCUGCACUGCAAUGGAAGGGUAUGCGAAAUAGCUUACAAAGAGAAACCCCACUGCUCCUUAACUUUGUUACACAUCUUGCAUUUUGCCUGAGGUUGUUUUAAUGAAAUUGCCCAUUGAGCCAUUGUUUACGUUUGGCAUGCAUUUCGAACUGAUCUUGCGAAAAGGGUAACAUGAUUUCGAUGCGUGCAAGAGCACGUCAGGACUUAUGGUGCGAUUUCUGACCGACAGUUGCCUAUCGAAGCAAGAUAAUAUGCAAAAUGUCAGCUGUCGGUACUCUGUUGAAUAUUGCGCAUCCAGCCAUCUAUCUCUUGAAAGUCACAUAUUAAUCCGAUGGCUUGCUGUAGUGCCCAAAGCAGCGUUUUGUUCUGCAUACAUGUAUACAGCGUGAGCAGACAAAGGACCCGUUUUGCGGUAGUCUUGUUGUCGUAGCCUUCAUCUUUGUCAGCUUGUGCUACAGCUCGCCCACUAGCCCAAAGAAAUUUUGCUAGCUGUGAUGUUCUGCAUGCUCUCAUGAACAGAGCAGAAGCCAUGCACUAUGACUGAGCAUGGCUUGCAUGCACAUCUGAACCAACCAGGUGCACAAGCAGGCAGCCGGGACAUUAGACUCGGUGUUAAGUGAUCAUUGCAAAUACAAUAUCUAAAGCAAUUAUCUUUAACAUAUUGUUGCUUGAUUGACAAACGUGGAGAAGCAAGAAGAAAAAAAAACAUGGCAUUCUGAAGUUGAUGUUGGGAAUCAUUGCAGCUACAUACAGUCGAACCCGAAUACUUAUAUCAAAUCUGAAGGAGAUCACAAAAAAGUUUGAUAUAUAGGUAUUUCGAUAUAUAAAAUAAAAAUUGUAUACAAAAGCUUUCAAGGGGAUUUUACUGCUGUUCAUUGUACACAAUAAUUCGUUAUAUGUAGGUUUGAUAUAUCCGGGUUUGACUGUAAUUGCUUUAAUAUUUGGUCAUCAUUGUAGUAGCUUGUAUUUCGCUGCUGUUACAAAUUAAUUUAGACUGUGCUAGAGUUUUACAAUGUAGAGAUCCUUUUAAAAACAGUUUCACGUAGCACUACAAGUUUUAAACUUUGCUGUCUUGCAAAUGUUUUAGUUCUUAAACUGUUUGGUAUUUUAUGAAUAUUUCAGUGUAUUCUGGCCUGAUAUUUCAUUAAUGCUGUUGUAUGGCAUAGGCAUAUAGAUAACAAGCUGUUCUUUUUUUCUAAGGCAGCAUUGAUUAGCAGUGUGUUUCGUUGCUUAGAAUUAUGAUACUGGUACUGUAAGCUCAGACAGGUUGUAAGUAUGCAUGAACAGUCUGUGGCUAAAGUGGCAACAUUUUUUAUGCCAAGUUUGCAUGCUUAAAGGGACACUAAAUAUGACAUCAUGCUUGAUUUGAGGAUCACCUUCCUGAAGUAGCGAACAGGACUUUCAUUGAAAUCAGAAGUAUGGAAUGCCAGAACACAACAUACAGUAGACACCCUAUUAAACAGAAGAUCUUUGCAAAGCUUUUAACAUUAUUGGAAGGUACAGUGGCAUAUGAUGUUACUCUACACAGCACAAGGACAUGGUUUUGGUUCCUGGCUGCCUGGGCUGCAUUUCUCUAAAGCUGGAAUGCAAAAAUGCUCAUUUACUUUAGCACAUCAAUAAACACAAAUAGCCUCUGAAUAAACAAGUGUGUGCGAUCCCUUAACUGGUAAAUUAAUAUUUCAUAAACAUCCAUGCUCUUAUUACACUUUCGUUGGCAUAUUCUUACCACACAGGAGAUAGUAUACUGAACUCAUCAUGAUAGUCAGGUGAGUGACACGCACCACACGUACACCGUAUGAAACGACAAUGCAUUCUUUAAUGUUUUCCUCAUUCUGUAGUCGCAUCGAGCACUAGUUAAGCAUGCAGUCCCCACUGAUAAGGUGACAGAGUUGCAGGUCAUCAAAAUAGAUCGAUAUGCUUCCUACAACAUCCCUCUGUGCAGCGUUGGGACUCCAAAUGCCGUUAAUUAAUCAGUCUUAUUGAAAGUGCAGCUGAACAGAAGUGUAUUAAUGAAUCUGUGGGAACUACCAUAUUUACUCGAUUGUAACGCGCCCUCGAUUGUAACAGCGGUUCCGUGACGACAAAAAAAAAUGUCCUUUACAGUACCGCGCACCUCAUGCUUUCAAACAGAAGUAAAACUUUCUCUCAUUUGAAAAAACAGAUUUCCUCCCGAUGCACUGAAGUUGCGAUAAAUAAAAAUUUUGCAGUUUCGCCCGAAAGGCGAAGCAUCGAAUGCAAUAGCAAAUUAGUAGACCGUUAUACGAAGUAAGGAUAGCAGUUUUAUCGGCCGUAUAAAGUUGCAAACAUUCGCUUACUAAAUAAAUUAACAAGCACGGUGUCACGCGCGCACGAGCAAACAUGAACACAUCUCGCUCGUUGACCACAGAAACGAACUGUCAAAACGCUUGAGUGACGAAGCGCGGCAAGCGAAUUAACCUUUGCGCUAUCAUGCCUCUCGCUUAAAUGCGACCUAUAAGCGGCAAAAACACGGCGCUACGGCGGACUUUCGCCAUCGCAGAUUGCUUUCAAGAUAGGGCCAAGGCGAUCGUAUCACCGAAGUGGAUAGUCGCAGAUUACGUCCUGCUUCAGUCCACUGAAACCGUUCCGCAUUGCUUUGCUGGCGAAAAUCCUCUCCUUCUGUUUGCGCCAGUCCCGAACCCAAGUUUCUGAUUCUCCGAACGCCCGUGAUGUAGCCCGAUUUCCGUCCGUCUCUGCACACAUGAUCACUUUCCUUUUAAAUGCGGCAUCCUGAUGAACUCGGUACUUCAUGCUGAUAGAGCGGAUGCAGAGAACGUGAAGACAGACGGUAGACUAUUGCCUAAGCCCGUGUACUGCAGCACAUGGAGGAAGCUACAUACGGUAGACUAGGCUCGAGAGCAGCUAGGCUCGACGUGCGUGCAAGGCGGCCAUUUUGAAAUGCCGACAGCUAUAUGGCGACACAGAUUUAGGGUCGUACUGGAUUCUAACGCGCAUGCAAUUUUUGGACCUGUUUUAUCGGGAAAAAAGUGCACGUUAGAUUCUAGUAAAUAUGGUAAAUGAAGACCACCAUUGCUAGUCACCUUAUCGGAGAAAUGAGCUCACCAACGUUCAUUUUGAAGGGUGUAAGAAACGUUGAUUCAGCACCUUCUUAAAAUUUGUGAAGCAGCAUCCUUUGAUGUAACAAGAUAGUGCCAACAAUUGGUUAGGGCAGUUAAUGGUUUCUAAAGAAAAUCUAUCAACCAACUUUUGCAGGACUGUAUUUGCGCAUUCUCCAUGUCACCAAUUGGCUACUAUUUAGCAAUUACAAAAAAAAUGAUGUCACAAAAAGCAGGUUUUUGAUUCUUUCAGGGGUGGCACCGGUUCAGCCCUGCAUUUACAUAAUUUUCUUGGUUACGAAAGUUUUCUUCACAGUAGAAGUGAUUAAACAAUUGGUGUUGAAAGUCCUGAAACAGCAGACUUCUGUGACAGACUCCGUAGUGGUGAUCUCUCAGUUACCUUCAACCAACUGGAGUUCUUCAAAAUGCGCCCAAAUCACAGUACAAAGGCAUUUUUGCAUUCCACCCUCAUCAAAAUGCAAAUGCACAGUAGCUGAAAAUCGAACCCAGAACCUUCCGCUUGGCAGCAGGACAUCACAUAGUCACUGAGGUUCCCUGGCAGGUUUUGGUAAAAUUAAGGCUUCCGACAUAUUGGGGCAGUAAUCCAUCAUUUCCCCUUGAUGUGUUCUUUCUUAGCGUCCCUUUAACAUGUGCAAGUCUGUCGUGGCAAAGUACAAAAGACUAACACACAUCUACCAGCCUCUGUCUAGGACCAAAGUUGUUCUUCUCCUCAGCUGUAAUUCUGCACACUCUUGAAGUCAGAUUUAGCUUUGUCAUUCUGUAGCGUAAACAGUUUGCAAAGUAUGGUGCCUGUGGUGUGCUUGUUCGAGACCCCCACUUUAAGCAUCGACCAAAGGUGUAGGGUCAAAGUGUUCCUCCUGCAGCGGUAUAUAUGUAUAUGUACAUAUAUAUAUAUACUAUUCUGGAUAAUAAAAUGCUUUCUUGCCAUA